AUGCACUGUGCGAGCGUGUCGAUACGGCUACUGGGGAAAGUCAUAGCGGUAUGCCAGGCUGUCGAAGGCUCUUUGCCUGGUUUCCGGUUCAAGGCGGAUAGCAUCGCUUAUGCGAAGCUUAAGGAAGAAAGCUUUGCCUUUUUGAGAGGUAUGCUCUUACUCUUCGUAAAUAGGUGGUAUGGAGAUCGGUCCAGCUCGAAAGGUCGUACUGGUCCCAAGUGUACCCAACGGAGCGAGGUGUCUGUAAGUAAUAGAGUCAUUGGGGAAAGCACGAGAAGCGAGACAGCAAAGAAAGGAAAUCGAAAGCAGCAAAGGAAGGAAGGCAAGUCAAUAGGGACCCAGAGAAAGAAUCCCCAGGGCUGUGAAAAGCUCUUCCGUACAUGA
Messenger RNA from Striga asiatica, 384 nucleotides. The record is from the annotation of a GenBank genome assembly. Lineage: Eukaryota; Viridiplantae; Streptophyta; Magnoliopsida; Lamiales; Orobanchaceae.